AGCUCCGUGUGAAAUUAGAAAUUACGACCAUGAAUUGCAUUUUGAUUCUAUUAAAGUUAAUUUUUUGUCUUUUUUGAACGCUGGCUGUUCAUCUCCGGAGGAAGUUUGCUCAUAUUUUGCGGGUUUGCGAGUCAUUUUCUACCGGAGACCCGCGGAGUCGCGCCACGGACGAACCGCUAACCGUUAGUCCUCCGCUCUGCUGCCAGGAUGCCGCGGGGCAAGACGACUCCUCUGAUCCAGAGCAUAGCAAAGCAAGCCGACAUCACCUUCAGGGGCUCACCGUCGUCGGCGGACGGGGACAAUAAGAUAGCCGCGGACCAGCAGACUGAACUAAUCUCCUUGUUGACGGCGGUCAGGGCGACUGACCUGAAAAUCGCUCCCCGGAACACCAGCCCGAGCUCCGGGGCGGCGGGGCUCCACAGCCCGCCGGUCACCUACAUGCACAUCUGCGAGACGGAGGCGUUCAGCAUGGGGGUGUUCCUCCUGAGGACCGGCGCCUCCAUACCGCUGCACGACCACCCGGGCAUGAACGGGAUGCUGAAGGUUCUCUAUGGGAAGGUGAGCCUCCGCUGUUUUGACAAGCUGGAGGACGACCUGAGCGCCGGCCCCGCCCCGCCUCACUUCGAGCCCCCGUUGGCCGCGUUCCAGACGGCCUCCCUGCGCCGCAGCGCGCUCCGCUCGGUCGCCGAGUACUCCGAGGAGAGCGGGCCGUGCCUCCUCACCCCUCUGCGGGACAACCUCCACCAGAUCGACACGGUGGAGGGGCCGGCCGCCUUCCUGGACAUCCUGGCCCCGCCGUACAAUCCGGACGACGGGCGGGACUGCCACUAUUACAAAGCCCUGCGCACCGUGGCCGGGGGGGGCGGCACGGGUGGAAAGAGCGGCGAGGAGCAGCAGGAGGCUUGGCUGCUUGAAAUCCCCCAACCAGAAGACUUCUGGUGUGGCGGGGAACCCUACCCGGGCCCCGCGGUCUCCUUCUGAAUGCAACCUCUGAGGAGAGGAGCUGUACUGCAGUGUAACGUCGUGAUUCCAUCCAUCUACGAGAGGACGCUUAGUUUGCCUGGAAAUUCAAACACGGGGGUCAUUUAUUACCUGGAACUCAAAGGGAUUGGGUGCCUUGCUCAUGGGUGCAACAGCAAGGCAGAGGCUCGUAGAGACAGGUUUGAACUCUUGACCCCCCCCCCCCCCCCACACACACACACACACACAGAAUAAGGACCACAGAACGGCCUUCUACAAGUCAUCAUAAGGGGAGAAAAGAGUCAACACGGGGAAUGUGCACUCCUACUAUUUGUUUAACAUCUUUUAUCUUCCGCGUGGCGUGGAAAGCCUUUCACGCGUUAUUAUUUCUGCUGCAGAGGACCUCCACGCCGUGGUGCCGGCUCGAGACGCGCCCGCCUUAGUUGUGAAUGUGGAAUGAUUAGUUAUUAACAGCUUAUGCACAUUCUUUAUUUCUUCUUUCAAAGAGCACACGCUACACUAUAUAUAUUCUUUAUUUCAUUCCAUGUGUUUAAACUCGUUCCAGGAUCGGGAACAGGUCCAUCAGUUGAGGGAAUAUCAGCUGUUGCCGUCGGGCGGAAAAACGGUCACUUUUCAGUAAACGCUCUAAUGUGUCCGAUACUUAGACAUUAUUCAUGUUUCUAAAUCUAAAUUCUAAACCGAGCUCAAAUGGAGCUCGGGAUGCUUGAAUCUUUGGUUAGCGUGUGGUUGGCUCUUCAUAAUAAUAAUCAUAAACCUCAGAGGGACCCGUGUGAUGAGCAGGUGCACUGUAGGUUUAACGGGGCGGGUCCAGGUCAAGACCACCGAGAGCCGGCGGCCGCAGCGCCCCGCCACGGAGGAAAUGGGAAGUCCCGAUCUCUUGUUGAUAUUUUUCAUUGGAACGUCUAGAGAUUCUCAGACGUUCCAAUGAAACGAGACGAGACGAGUUGAAGAUGAAAUGUGGAGGUAGAAGGUUUCCCCUCGACAGCGCCGACGUUCUGUGAUGUCAUUUCCCCCAAAAGAGCUCAGUCCAGAGUGAGGGGCGGAGAGGAGGAAACAAAUAUAUUUUGGACUAAAAACGCGAUAUCGUAGAGUUGACCAAUGGUGCUUUUACAAAAAUAUUUAAAUAAAUAUAUUCAAUUUGAUCAGUUAUGUGUGGGUAAAAGCAAAUAAUAUAAAUAUAAUAAUAAAUACAUAUUGGAACAGCUGGAACCCUCUAGGAGGCUUCACUGGAACGCCGCCUUUCAAACCAGGAAGACAACGAUUAUGACAUAUGACCAUAUUUAAAGGGACAGUACCGAGAUAUUGAUAUAAUAUCUCAGCUCUGCUGUGAUGCAUCGUAUGUAAUACUGAUGGAGUCCAUGGGUCACAUGUGCUCUGAAGCCGACACUCUUCCCCUCUUCACUGCCUUCAAUCUUUAUGUCACUUUAUCUUUCGCUCUGCAGUCUUGAGGUUGGCGUUGGACCACGAUUCUGUUUCUAUGAUGUUGAAUGUCUGCGGAUCAAUAAAUAGAUGGGGACUAAUCACG
Pseudoliparis swirei is the source of this 2506-nucleotide messenger RNA. RefSeq names its product 2-aminoethanethiol (cysteamine) dioxygenase a (gene adoa). The transcript is spliced from 2 exons. The record is from RefSeq and is a predicted model, not a curated record. The coding region runs from base 208 to 981 and encodes 257 amino acids. Lineage: Eukaryota; Metazoa; Chordata; Actinopteri; Perciformes; Liparidae. Gene Ontology annotation, cellular component: mitochondrion. Gene Ontology annotation, molecular function: oxidoreductase activity, acting on single donors with incorporation of molecular oxygen, incorporation of two atoms of oxygen.